Molecule: messenger RNA, 4952 nt
Organism: Nelumbo nucifera (sacred lotus)
Lineage: Eukaryota; Viridiplantae; Streptophyta; Magnoliopsida; Proteales; Nelumbonaceae
Product: regulatory-associated protein of TOR 1
Biological process (GO): cellular response to starvation; regulation of autophagy; TOR signaling
Cellular component (GO): cytoplasm; TORC1 complex
Molecular function (GO): protein binding; protein-macromolecule adaptor activity
Source: RefSeq, a predicted model, not a curated record
AUAAAAGAAAAAAAGAAAGGAAGGGAAAAUAUCGAAAGUCUUUUUUGUCCCUCUUUGUUCUGCCGCCAUUCUUAUUAACCUUCUCCUUGUCGAGUUAGGGUUUCUAGGGUUUUCAGAGACAGGUAGUAGUUCCACAGAUCUUAGGUUUCGCGCAAAAGCUGGAUUCUCUAUCUUUUUCUUGGAGUAUAUCUAUGCGCCGCUGGUUCAGCGGCUUCGUUGAUUAAGUGUCGUUUCUUUGAUGAGCAUUCAGCUCCUAUCAUACAGAGUGAGGUUUACGGGGUUCUGGUCUUGUACUGUGGUUAUUUUUCUAACUAACUUAUGAUGGUCUUGACGGUACAAUUAGGGCGGGGGUGAUUGUUUAUUAGAUUUGAAUGGCAUUGGGAGAUCUGAUGGCAUCUCGAUUCUCACAAUCCUCCGUCGCUGUUUCGAAUCAUUUUGAUGAUUUUUCGAGUCAUGAAGAUGGGGAUAUUGUUGCACAGAGGAGGGAUUCGGAGGCUGGUAGCAGUACAAGUAGCAAUGCUGCAGGAACGACGAAGACGACAAGCAUGGCAUAUUUGCCGCAGACUGUUGUGUUAUGCGAGCUUCGGCAUGAAGCGUUUGAAGAUUGCCUUCCGUCUGGUCCAUCUGAGAAUGGAUUGGUCUCGAAGUGGAGACCUAAGGACCGGAUGAAGACUGGGUGUGUAGCACUUGUCUUGUGUUUAAACAUUAGCGUUGAUCCACCUGAUGUAAUUAAAAUCUCUCCUUGUGCAAGAAUGGAAUGCUGGAUAGAUCCGUUUUCUAUGGCAGCUCCAAAAGCAUUGGAAAUGAUUGGAAAAACUUUGCAUGCUCAAUAUGAAAGAUGGCAGCCUAGAGCUCGCCCCAAGCUUCAACUUGAUCCUACUGUGGAUGAAGUAAAGAAACUUUGUAAUACCUGUCGCAAAAAUGCCAAAUCUGAGAGAGUGCUCUUUCAUUACAAUGGGCAUGGAGUGCCAAAACCAACUGCUAAUGGUGAAAUUUGGCUGUUUAAUAAGAGUUACACACAGUACAUUCCUCUGCCAAUCAGUGACCUUGAUUCCUGGCUCAAAACACCCUCUAUAUAUGUUUUUGAUUGCUCUGCCGCAGGCAUGGUUGUUAAUGCCUUCAUAGAGCUCCUAAAAGAAAGUAAUUCUUCUGGUCCCGGAUCUUCAGCAAAGGAUUGCAUUCUUCUUGCGGCCUGUGAAGCACAUGAGACUCUUCCGCAGAGUGCUGAAUUUCCUGCUGAUGUGUUCACAUCCUGCCUCACAACACCAAUCAAGAUGGCACUAAGAUGGUUUUGCACACGUUCAUUACUUCAUGAUUCCUUUGAUCACUCCCUCAUUGACAAAAUUCCUGGCCGCCAAAAUGAUCGAAAAACACUUCUGGGGGAGCUCAACUGGAUUUUUACUGCAGUGACUGACACAAUUGCUUGGAAUGUCCUUCCUCAUGAACAUUUCCAGAGGUUGUUCAGGCAAGACCUGCUGGUUGCAAGUCUGUUCCGGAAUUUUUUACUUGCUGAGCGAAUAAUGCGAUCUGCAAAUUGUUCACCAAUUUCAUAUCCAAUGUUGCCUCCAACUCAUCAGCAUCAUAUGUGGGAUGCUUGGGACAUGGCUGCUGAAAUUUGCCUUUCUCAGCUUCAUAUGUUGGUUGAUGAACCCAAUGCAGAGUUCCAGCCAAGUCCAUUUUUCACGGAGCAGCUAACAGCUUUUGAGGUAUGGCUUGACCAUGGGUCUGAACACAAAAAACCACCAGAACAGUUGCCCAUUGUUCUUCAGGUUUUGCUUAGUCAAUGUCAUCGAUUUCGUGCAUUGGUUCUUCUUGGAAGAUUUCUUGACAUGGGCCCUUGGGCUGUUGAUCUGGCUUUGUCUGUUGGGAUAUUUCCCUAUGUACUCAAGUUGCUGCAAACAACAGCAAUGGAAUUGAGACAGAUUCUUGUAUUCAUAUGGACAAAGAUCCUUGCACUUGAUAAGUCUUGUCAGGUUGAUCUUGUGAAGGAUGGGGGCCACAUAUAUUUUAUCAGGUUUCUUGAUAGCAUGGAAGCCUAUCCAGAACAACGGGCAAUGGCUGCAUUUGUUUUGGCUGUCAUUGUUGAUGGGCACAGACGGGGACAAGAAGCCUGUAUUAAGGCUGAUUUGAUUCAUAUCUGCCUGAAACAUCUCCAACUUGCAAUUCCCCAUGAUGCACAGACCGAGCCAUUACUUCUUCAAUGGCUAUGUCUUUGUCUAGGGAAGCUGUGGGAGGAUUUUCCAGAGGCGCAGAUAGUAGGUUUGCAGGCAGAUGCACCUGCAACAUGUAUACCUCUUCUGUCAGAGCCCCAACCUGAGGUUCGGGCUUCGGCUGUUUUUGCUUUGGGCACUCUUCUUGAUGUUGGUUCUGAGUUGUUCAGAGAUGGGGUUGGAGGUGACGAAGAGUGUGAUGAUGAUGAAAAAGUUAGGGCCGAGAUUAAUAUCGUUAAAAGUCUUCUAUUGAAUGUUGUUUCAGAUGGAAGCCCACUGGUCAGAGUGGAAGUUGCUGUAGCUCUUGCACGCUUUGCCUUUGGUCACAAUAAGCACCUGAAGUCAAUUGCUGCAGCAUACUGGAAGCCACAGUCUAACUCUCUGUUAAAUUCCUUACCAUCUUUGGCUAGUUUUAGAAGUCCAGGAAGCUGCUAUACUAGUACAAGUCAAUACAUGCAGCAUGGAAGUACUAUUCCUUCCCAAAUUGGUCCUGUGAUGAGAGUUGGCAGUGACAGCACAGCUGUGGGUCGAGAUGGUAGGGUUUCCACUAGCAGCCCUCUUUCUUCUUCAGGAUUAAUGCAUGGGUCUCCGUUAUCAGAUGAUUCAUCUCACCAUUCUGAUUCUGGCAUACUAUUAAAUGAAAAUGCCAGUAAUGGGGUAAUUAAACAUUCAAGGUCAAGAUCACUUGACAGUGGAAUAUAUUCACAAUGUGUAUUGUCUAUGUGUACCCUUGCCAAGGAUCCAUCACCUCGGAUUGCAGGUCUUGGUCGGCGGAUACUCUCAAUAAUUGGUAUUGAACAGGUUACAAAGCCAUUACGCUUCAAUAGCAGCAGUAUUCGGCAAGGGGAUUGUGUAAACACAUCUCCAGCCCCUAACCUUGUUGGUCUGGCAAGAUCAUCUUCAUGGUUUGACAUGAAUGCAGGUCAUUUACCUUUGACAUUUCGAACUCCUCCUGUUAGUCCCCCUCGUCAGAAUUAUUUGACAGGAAUACGAAGAGUUUGUUCUUUAGAGUUCAGGCCGAACCUGUUGAACUCUCCUGAUUCAGGAUUAGCUAAUCCCCUUUUAGGUUCUGGUGGACCUUGUGGGGCUUCAGAGCGUAGUUUGCUUCCACAAUCAACCAUAUAUAAUUGGAGUUGUGGUCAUUUCUCAAGGCCACUCCUUACUGCAGCAGAUGAUAAUGAAGGAAUAAUUGCUAGAAGAGAAGAGAAGGAAAAAUCUUCUUUGGAUGGCAUAGCAAAAUGCCAGCAUUCUUCUGUAAGCAAGCUCCAUAAUCAAAUUGCUAGUUGGGAUACCAAAUUUGAAAUGGGUACAAAAACAACUCUUCUAGGACCUUUCUCUCCUAUUGUAAUUGCUGCAGAUGAGAGUGAAAGAAUCAGGGUAUGGAACUAUGAGGAAGCGACUCUUCUCAAUAGUUUUGACAAUCAUGAUCUUCCUGAAAAAGGAAUUUCAAAGUUGUGCCUUGUAAAUGAGCUUGAUGAGAGCCUGCUUCUUGUUGCUUCAUGUGAUGGAAAUAUUCGUAUAUGGAAAGGUUAUACCGUAAAGGGUAAACAAAAGCUUGUAACAGCAUUCUCUUCAAUUCAAGGCCAUAGGCCUGGAGUUCGUAGUGUCAAUGCCGUUGUGGAUUGGCAGCAGCAAUCUGGAUAUUUGUAUGCUUCUGGGGAGAUAUCAUCCAUCAUGCUAUGGGACCUGGAUAAGGAACAGCUUAUUAGUUCCAUAACUUCAUCAUCAGAGAGCAGCAUCUCAGCGUUGUCUGCCUCUCAAGUUCAUGGGGGUCAGCUGGCGGCUGGGUUCGUUGAUGGUUCUGUGAGACUAUUUGACAUCCGUACUCCUGAAAUGCUUGUUUGUUCUACACGUCUGCACACUCAAAGAGUAGUGGGGAUUGGCUUUCAACCUGGAUUGGAUCCAGCAAAGAUUGUUAGUGCAUCACAGGCUGGCGACAUUCAGUUUCUGGAUAUUAGAAAGCACGAUGACACAUACCUCACAAUUGAUGCCCAUAGGGGCUCGCUGACAGCCUUGGCUGUCCAUCGCCAUGCCCCUAUAAUAGCCAGUGGCUCAGCAAAGCAACUCAUCAAGGUCUUUAGCCUUGGGGGUGCACAACUUGGUACUAUCCGCUACCACCCUACUUUCAUGGCCCAGAAGAUUGGACCUGUAAGCUGCCUCACAUUCCAUCCCUACCGAGUCUUGCUUGCUGCUGGUGCCAUGGAUGCUUAUGUCUCAAUAUAUGUGGACGAGAACUCCCAAACAAGAUAGAACAUCAUCCAUUGCAUUCACCUGCCUACGUUCCCUUGUCAUUGAGGUGAUAUAGGCACUUGUACAUGCAUCACAAUCUUGCUACUGCAGCUUUAUUGGGAACAACAUUUGGUCCUUCCCUUCCACAUCCGAGGACAUUGAACGAACGGGUGCAUGUGUGAAAAUUGUAUGUUAUAUAUUCAUUAGCCUCCGCAACAUGGGUCACGCAUAUCUGGAAACAGUAUCAUUACCUUGGGGGGGCUUUGGUCAAUAAUUGAUUAUAUAUAGGUGAAGGAUGUAAAUAUGCUUCAUUUCCUUUAGUUUUUUUUCCUGGUGUUCUUUUUUCUCCCAUAUCUUUGUUCAAUUUGUAAAAGUGGGAUACUUGAUAUUAUUAUCAUUAUUAUAAAUUAAACUGUUGCAGACUCUGGAAGUGGCGAGUUGGUCAUUCACCCCGCAAAGAUGCCGGGCUUCAAACCCCCCACUUCCCUGAGCUUGUAGUCUUCAAUGAAUCAA